AUGGCGACCGCAUUGUGUCGCGGGGGCGGGAGGAAGGCUCGGUGCGCGCCCGUUGGUGGGCGGCGCGAGGGCGCGGCGAGCGUUGGCGCCAACGACCGCGGGCGAUCAAACGGCCGCGGCGGGAUGGAGCGGGGGGCGAGGGAGCGCCCGCUCCGCUCCGGGGCUCCCCCGGAGCCGCCCCCGGCCCCCCGCCGCCUCCCGCCGCCCCCCCCGCAGCGGGAGGCCAAGGGCCCCCUCAGGGUGCUGCACAUCAAAGUCGAGGAGCCCGAGCCGGAGGAGGGAGAUCCCCCGGGCUGCCGCGGGGACAGCAGAGAGUCAGGGGCCGAGUUCAGGGGCUCCCCAGCUCCGUGGCGGGGUAAAGAGGAGGCCCGCGGCGCCAUCUGGAGAGAAAGGGACCACGAAAGGGGCAGCGGAGAAAGGCAGAACGAGGUGAAGGUGCUGGAGAGAAGGGGGAAUGGGAAGGAGCCCUGGAGAGGAGGUGCUGUCAAAGUGGAGCCGCCUGACGUGGCCGUUGGGAGCUGCAGGGUGAAGGUGGAAAAGGACGAUGCCCCGGCUGGAUCCCUGUGUGGGCCUGCUCGUGCCAGCACUGAUGACCGCAAGGUGCAGCUGUGUGAGGGGUUUGGGAUCCUCCCUGAAGAUCUGAAGAUCCCAGUUGUGUUUCACCCCUUACCUCCUGGGACCCGCAUACAGAUCCAAGGCCCUCUGCCGUCGGAGCUGAUCCACGUGACUAAAGUGCCAGUGAAACAAGUGCCGCUUAAAAUGCAGUCUUUACUGGAGCCUUCAGUAAAGAUUGAAACUAAAAAUGUGCCCCUCACAGUACUGCCCUCCGAUUCAGGUAUGCCAGAUACUCCAUUUAGCAAGGACAAAAGUGGCCAUGUAAAGCGUCCAAUGAACGCAUUUAUGGUGUGGGCUAGGAUUCAUCGGCCCGCCCUAGCGAAAGCUAACCCAGCUGCCAAUAAUGCAGAAAUCAGUGUUCAGCUUGGAUUGGAGUGGAGCAAACUGACUGAAGAGCAGAAGCAGCCCUAUUAUGAUGAAGCUCAGAAAAUAAAACAAAGGCACAGAGAGGAAUUUCCUGGUUGGGUUUAUCAACCACGACCAGGCAAAAGGAAGCGUUUUCCACUGCCUGUCUCUGCUGUAUUUUCCGGCGCUUCUCAGAGUAUCAUCACUACAAAUCCAGCUGGCAUUUGUCCCUUCCAGUCACCAGCUUACUCUGUUGUCAUCCCCAAUGUUAAGAACAGCAUUGGACAUCCAGUCUGUGAGUCUCCUUCUGCCAUCCAUCUGCCGGCUUCUUCCAUUCAACAUGCUCUUUUCCAGACUACUAGUGCAAGCACCGCAUCAGCGGCUGUUCCAACUCCAACCCUGCCCCUGCGCCCUGUAAUUUCACCACAGCACUUUGCUGAACCUGCUCAGACAGAAGCUCUUGAUGUAUCAUCUGGGCUCAGUUGCUCCCUGAAGAGACCUACACCAGUUUUCAUUGAGAGCUUCAGCAGAAACCCAAGUAACAUAAUCACCACUAACGGCAGAUUUUCUGUCUCUAAUAGUGAGCCCCCAAAGGAGUACCCAGGGGUUUCUAUUUUUCCUAGAGGUGUACCUCUUCCCCAAGCUACCCCUUUUCUUCACUCACAUCUCUAUGAGUCUCUUCCCAUCGGUCAGCCAGCCAGUCUGUUUGGAGUACCUCCUCGGUUUUCAUUUCAGCACCCUUACUUUGUACCUGGACCUCACUAUUUCCCCUCAAGCACGUGCCCAUUCAGCCGACCUCCAUUUGGCUGUGGGAGUUUCUCCAGCUCAGUGCCUGAAUGCCUUGGCUUUUAUGAAGACAGGUACCAAAGACAGGAGGUGAUGUUUUCAGCUCUGGACAGAGACUGUCCUUUCAAGGAAUACCCAGAAGAAAGUAUACGUGAGGGCCGCCGCAGGUGUGAGAGCCUUGAAGUAGUGUCCUGUCACAGCAGCUGCAACGAGGAGCGGUAUUUAAGCCCCCUACCACAGCUGGACGUUGGAGCAUUGGAGGAGGUUUUGUCAGCCACCUCAUCCACUCCCUCCAGCAUCCACCUAGUCAAUGUAACUGACAGCGAUGAGGAAGAAGAAGUAAAGUUGUUGCGAGAAUUGUAA
Gymnogyps californianus (California condor) is the source of this 2109-nucleotide messenger RNA. It is a transcript of the gene SOX30, whose product is annotated as SRY-box transcription factor 30. The transcript is spliced from 5 exons. Bases 1 to 2109 code for a protein of 702 amino acids. Gene Ontology annotation, biological process: regulation of transcription by RNA polymerase II. NCBI's taxonomy places the organism in Eukaryota, Metazoa, Chordata, Aves, Accipitriformes, Cathartidae. The record is from RefSeq and is a predicted model, not a curated record. Gene Ontology annotation, cellular component: nucleus. Gene Ontology annotation, molecular function: sequence-specific double-stranded DNA binding; DNA-binding transcription factor activity, RNA polymerase II-specific.